Molecule: messenger RNA, 9102 nt
Organism: Chaetura pelagica (chimney swift)
Lineage: Eukaryota; Metazoa; Chordata; Aves; Apodiformes; Apodidae
Gene: PRUNE2
Product: prune homolog 2 (Drosophila)
Exons: 21
Coding region: 1-9102 (3033 amino acids)
Biological process (GO): apoptotic process
Cellular component (GO): cytoplasm
Molecular function (GO): pyrophosphatase activity
Source: RefSeq, a predicted model, not a curated record
AUGGGUGUCAGGCUCUGGAACAGACUGCGCAGGGAAGUGGUUGAGUCACCCUGGAGGGUCCAUAAGAACAGAAGCAAACACCUGGAGAAAAUCCAUGUUGUUCUUGGGAAUAAAUCCUGUGAUUUGGAUUCGCUCAUUUCUACUCUGGCCUAUGCCUACUUUCUAGACAAGGUCAGUCCUCCUGAUGUUCUUUGCUUACCUGUGUUGAAUAUACCAAGAAGAGAUUUUAAGUACUUCACAGAGACAAGAUUUAUACUUGAGGAGCUGAAUAUCCCGGAGUCAUUUCAUAUCUUCCGAGAUGAAAUCAAUUUGCACCAGCUGAAUGCUGAAGGGAAAUUGUCUUUAACACUUAUAAACAUCAACAUGCUGACAAGUGAGGAUAAAAGUUUGGAAUCAGCUGUUGUUAAAGUCAUCAAUCCAGAUGAGCAAUGUGACGGAAGCCUGGAGUUACAAGCAUCUUCUUCCUCUUUAGUAGUAAAAGAGAUUCUUCAAGAGGCACCAGAGUUAAUCACUCAGCAACUGGCUUAUCUCCUCAGAGGAAGCAUUCUCUUCAAGUGCAUGUCUUUGGAGGCUGGCAGAAUUACAGAGCAGCAGGAGAAAUUACUGUCAAUCCUAGAGGAAAAGUUUCCUGAUCUUCCUCCACGAGAAGAAAUUAUCUCAGUUCUCCAGGAGACUCAGUUUAACCCACAAGGUGUAAGUAUUGAGGAGGUUAUGCUGAAGGAUCUCAAGGAGAUUUCAGAUGGAGAAAUCAAAGUAGCAGUUACCACUGUGUACAUGACACUGGAGGACUGCGUGUUCCACCGGAGUCUCAUCGGUGAUCUGAAAGCAUUCAUAGAUAAAUAUGGGUUUGAUGUACUUGUCAUUUUGGCCAACUGUUUGUCAGAUGAGAAGCAAACAAUACGACAAAUAGCAGUGUAUUCAGAAAACUUAGAGCUAGGCAAUCAGAUCUGCUGUGAAUUAGAAGAAUGUCAGAAUCCUUGUUUGGAGCUGGAUCCUCUAGAAUGUGGAUGUGACCAAAUUCUCAUUUAUUGUCAGGAAAAUUUUUUGGUGACCUGUGAUCAAAUUUUUCUUCUUGUUAAGGAAUUUAUAAAUAGAAGACAACCAGAAAUGGUAUCAAACAGUAGAACUUCUUCUACUGAAGCUGUUGCUGGAAGUGCUCCACUUUCACAAGGAUCUUCUGGUAUUAUGGAGUUGUAUGGUUCUGAUGUAGAACCUCAGCCCAGUUCUGCCAAUUUUAUAGAAAAUCCUCAAGAUUUAAAUGGAUCAAUGCAAGCCCAUGUUGAUGUUAAUGUUGACCUUGUGAGUCCAGAUAGUGGAUUGGCUACCAUUAGAAGCAGUCGGUCUUCCAAGGAGAGUUCUGUUUUCCUUAGUGAUGAUAGCCCUGUUGCAGAAGGUGGUGCUUCCCAUCACAGCCUUCUGCCUGGCUUUGAUUCCUACAGCCCUAUUCCUGAAGGAGCAAUACCUGAAGAACAAAACCCUCAGUCUAGAGACAAUAGUGAUAACUUCGAUCUUUUCAAUUUUGAUCUGGCACCUGUGGUUACAGCUCCAUCCGAGUCAUCUUCUCGUUCUGUUGAUUGUUCCCCAGCAGAUGACUAUUUCCUCAAUAGUGAUUCAUCAGAAGGACAAGUCACUGUGCAGAAAGAACUUGAUGAGGCAAACCUGCUGGAAAAUGAUACAGCAAAUUAUUCAACUGACUUACUUAUGACAACAAAUGGCAAAGACAAUUUAGCUGAAUUUGAUGAGAAUCCAGAAGAAGUAUGUGAGAAAACAUCGAGUUUGAUUGAUUUAGUUGCAGGUGAUUCUUCUUCACCAGAAAUGUUAAAAUCUGCUGAUUCAAGAAUUCCACCAACUCCUAUGAACAGUCUUGUAGAAACUUCACCAUUAGAUAAUGGGCAGCCUUUAUUUUUCCCACAAGAGGUCAUAAAAAAAAUUAAUGAAAUGGAUGGCACAAAUUAUUCUCAGUCUCGUGUUAGAUAUGGAAGCUGGUGGGAUGGCUUUGACCUCGAGUCCAGAAAUGCUGACAUGUGGAGUUCAAGUGAGCAGGAAUCUGUAUUUCAGAGCCCUGUCUUAUGGAAAGAUUGUAAAGAAAGUCCCUUGCUACGAGAACAUAUUGAUAGAAGAGCCUCAGAUUCUGUAUUUCUCCAGAAACAGCCAAAGCAAAUGGAACACAUGAGAGCAGGUCUGUGGGAUAAUAAGUUUAAACAAGAUAAUUGGAACCAUGAAAAUAAAGAGAAAAACAGUGAGCAUUCACAUUUGCAAACUGCCUCGUUAGAGGAGACAAAGCAAGAACCAGAGAGCUUUAUGGACCCAUGGAAUGUCAGUCAGCCAGCAUCUGUGAUGUCAGAUGCAUGGUGUAGUGGAGAAGGGAAAGGCAGUCAGCUAGCUGGAGACUCUUACAAAGUCUGGACUAAGUUUGAUGCAAGAGAUAUUGCUAGCUCAUCAGAAAACGUAUGGAACAUGCCUGUGCUGGAGAGUGAAAAAAUAUCAGCUAAUAUUCCUGAGGAAUGGUCUGUAACAAAACCUAGUUUAUCAGAUUCUUCAGAAAUCACAGUGGACAAUGACACUGAAAAUCCACCUAUCCAAGUAGAUCCAGAAGCCUGGGAUAAAGAAAGAUACUAUUCAGUAGAAGAAUAUGUAAAAUCUGAACAUACAAAUUCUGGUUUCAACAAUAGGCAAAAUAAUUCCAAUCUGGAAACAGAGGAAGAUACUGUAUUUGGUGACCCUAAACAUAGACCAAAGCAAUUUGAAAAUAUAGACAGCUGGAAUAUGUAUGAUAAAAACAUCAGGAAAGAAGUUACAGAAGUAGUGGUGCCAUGGGAGGACACCUUCUUGUAUAAACAGUCAGAUCUUAGUUCAUCAAACAUAGGUGAAGAUUUACUUGUUUCUCCACCAGACACCAAUUAUUCAACAUCUGAUUCAUGUAUAUCACCUACAUAUGUGGAAGAUGAAAGAGAAAAUGAGAACAACAUUUUUGAUGAAGAAAUAGUCAUUGAUAAAUUGAUAAACCCAAAUUUGGCUGAGCCAGAAGUACUUGAGAAAGCAAAUAAGGAACCAUUAUCUCCUAGAAACAUGCCUUUUUCAAGUGCUGGAAACACAGAUAUCUGGAGCACUCCUCUAAAUAAUGUCACCCAGUUAAAAGAAAGAAAAUCUGAAAUUACUGCUAUUUCUGCCUCUACUAAACCUUUCCUUAAUUCAGAACAAGCAGCUAGUCAAUGCUUUUCAACUGAGACACAUGCUAGUGAAAAUAUUUUUUCUGUAUCUGAGAACAGAAGAAUAACACCAGUAUACAGUCAAACAGUGAAUGACUUAUCACCACCACAGAACAAGUUAAAUGCUGCAGCUGAAAAUGUAGAAACAGUGGGUAGUAUUCCUGUAGAAGACAGAGACACAUCUACACCAACUUCAGACACUGGGAACGGUUUGGAUCUGAAAAUAUCUGACUUAGGGAGCAAGAUACUUAGUAAGAGGGAAGUGCAAAACACUGCUGAUCUUGAUGAAAAGCUGAAUUGUGAGGAUUCAGCACAGCAGCUGAACUCAUGGAGCUUACAGAAUGAGGAGAGUUGCGAGGAAAGCAGGGACAAUGCCAUUGUUAUCUCUCAGGAAGGAAAGGAAGAAGAUAAGAGAACAGAUGAGACAAGUGGACAGCAAAUGCUUAGUGACAAUUCUAAUAAACCAGUGCAAGAGGACAGCGAAUCUUUAUGUAACACAGAUUCAGAAGGAAACAGGUCAUCAACUGAAGUUCCCAGCUCUCCAGAAAAAAUGAGGAACAGUGUCAGUUUGGAAGCAUUAAUAACAGGGAAUGAGUCAUUUUCCAAUCAAAGUAAUCCAGUUAUUUGGGAAGAGAGGAAAGACUUGUCACAGAAUAAUGUAGAAUCUUCCAGUGCUUCUGAGGAAGGCAGAAAUGAUGACACUUUUGAUGACUCCAGACCAAAAAAUCACAAUUAUGGUGAAAUGCCACAGCUGCUUUCUGAGAAUGCUGAAAAGGACACUACAGCAACAAAGGAUGCAAAAAGUCCUGAGAUGGAAAGUAUUUAUGAAAAUAAUUAUUCUAAAAUGUCCAGAAGCUCAGGAAGUUACUCUGAAAAGAGUGGUUAUUGCCUAGCCACAUCAAUUCCUUUAACAAAUGAACCACAAGAAGUGCUGGGAGAAGGGAAAGAUGACUUAGAUGAAACAGUUCCUAACCAUCCAGGAAUUCUUAAUUCUGAGUUAGUAUCUUUCAAAGACAGCUCAGAAAUGAACAGGACUCAUGAAAAUCCUUUCAUAGAUGAGUUUAAGAAGAGUACUUCUUCUGGAUAUGUCAGGGUUCCUGACAUUACAGAUAUGUCUUUGGUGGAAAAUUCAUUUUCACAUGAAAUAGGUUCUGGAAUAAAUGAAAAUUUUGAAAACGUAGAACCUGCUAAUAAUCUUUCUGAAGAUCUGUGUAUAAUGCCUACUGACAGUUUUCCCAAAACUCCUUGGAAUUCAGAGCCAUGUGAAGAUUUGCAAUCUCCUGGAACGAGUCCUGAGGCAAGUGAAGUCCUUGAAAUGGCAAACACCACAAGUAGCUUUUCAAAGGAUAUACAGACCAAAAGUUAUUUGGAAGGAGAUAAUGUGUGGAGUGAUUCAAUAAAUGAUUAUGUACACUCAAGUGGAACAAGUCCUGAUUUAAGUGAUGCAUCUGUGAAUGUGUGGGGAGACGUUCCAGUUGCCAGUCCUGACAAAAGAACCAGAGAUAUGUGGGAUAGUAAAAAUAAUAAAAAUCUUGAAGAUGCUUGUAAAAGGAAUGAAUAUGGCAAUGAACGUGAGGAAGGAUUUGAAACAAAUGCGGAACAGAACAAAGUUCCUAGAAGCUUAGAUUUUUGGAAUGCCCAUGUAGAUGAUGAUACUGUGUCUUCUUUAUCAAGUCCUGACAUAAACGAGGAUUCAGAGAAUUCAGAAGCGUGUCCAGCAAUGAUUAAUGAAGAUUCCACAUAUGAAAACAAACAGCACAAAGGAUCUGAAAUUGUAGAGGAUUAUGUGCAACCCAGUGCAACAAGUCCUGAAGCAAAUGGCGUCAAUGUAGAUGCAAAAACUAAGGUGGGAGAAGAGGUCCAGGUGGGCAUCUUCAAUGAAAAUUCUGAAACAGUUAAAGCUAGGAAAGUACUGCAGGAAGACAUGACUAUAAUGGAAUGUAAUGAAGCUUCUGAAUAUUUAGGUUACUGGGAAACACUUGAGAAAGAAGCUCAGGUGAGUGUUUUCAGUGAAAAAAGAGGUAGCAGAGAAGACUUGUGUUUGUAUCCAAGGAGUGAAGAUACUACACCGACUUCUGCUGUUGGUGGUGAAGAAAAGUGUUCUUCAAAAUCGGUAGAUAUGUGGAGUAUGGUGUUGGAAGCUGAUUUAAGAACUGAUCCAAAAUCCACAGCAGGUACAUUGGGUUUUCCAGAUGACAAUUCAGAAUGGUGGAAUUCACAACCUUAUGAAGAGAAGAAAUUGGAAAUUCAGAGUUCUCUUUCAAGUUACCCUGCAUCAAAUCAGUUAAAGAAUAGUAAGGACUCCUGGGGAUCACCUUCACCAGAUGAAGAACUAACAGAAGCAGAUUUCACUAAUGCAAGUAAUGAUGGCAAUCAGCCUGCCCCCCUGUACUGUGAUGAAAAAAAACAUGAAAGGCUUGUACAUCCUAUGAAUAUUCCUGAUAGUCAAAUAAAUCAAGACAUGGUACAGUUCAAACAAUUAGAUCCUUUCAUACUGGAUAAAGAAGAAAGAGGCUUGAAAGAUCAGUUGUUUCCUACAGAUGAGGAAAAUCAACUGUCCCCACAGAAUUCUUUUUCAGAUGAGGAACUAGGUACACCAAAUACAUCAGUUCAAGAAGUCACUGAACUGGAUCUACCAAAUGACAAUGAGGACAAUGUAAGUCUCAUUCCUCAAGAACAACAGCAGAACACCUGUGAAAGAUUAGAAGUGCACAACUCCUUGCCAGUGUCUUAUACUGGAGAGAACUUAUCCUCUGAAAUGACAGAGAAGUCAAGUCCAGAGUGGAGUAUUUUAAUUCCCCAAGCUGCACUUAUCCCAGAUAUUUUACAGGAUAACACACAAGAAAGUGAUCACCUGUUUUCAGUGGAACCUGACCUGUGGACUAAUGCUGAGCAGAUUGUCACUUUAAAGUUAGAUGGUGAAAAUCCUGAUAUAUUAAGUCAUUGUGAUCAAGACAAUUGUUCAGAGGCAUCAAGCAGUCCUGACGUGUGCCAGGAGCAUGAAGCUAAGCAUGUAUCUAUCCCAUCUUCUCAAACUGAGGUGGAGUCUGAAGACAGUCAGCUGAUUCACACAUGGCCAAAUAUAAGUAAAGAGGCAGAUUUUGAUUCAGAUUGUCACUUAGUAAUGCAGAAGGUAGAGACACAGUCUGAAAGUGGUAGCCCCCAGGACUAUGAACUAGGAAAGACUGAUGGAUCCUAUCAGCUAAUUUCUUCCAAUACUCAGGAGCCUCCUAAAUUUGCAAUUUUAGAAGAACGUGGUCUAGAAAACAAACGUGUUACUGACCCAGUUCAGUCAGCUGAAAUUACCAAUGAAGUUUUAGAAGCUACGUCCUUAGAGCUGAAAGACACAUUCCAUGAAAGUCCUGCAAGCCAUCAAGGAACACCAACUGAUGCAUCUCAAAUGCCCUUAAUUCCCAUGGAUUUCACUCUACCUGACAGGGCAAAACAAAGCUUAAAAGAAGGUAGUGUCUUGGCUGAAGUUGGAAAAUGUUCUGAUACUGCCCAUACAACACUAACAGGUGGUGAGUUAGACAUGUCAGAAGAAUGUGUGGAUGAAUCUGAGACAGGAGUUGAACAUAACAUCAGGAACGCAUUAGUGACUAAUGUCCUGGGAAGCACCUGUAGUGGAAUGAACAUACUGGGAACAGUAGGCAGUGAAGCAGCAGAAGGGGAACCAAAGGCUGAACAGAUAUUCUUUCCUGAAUCCUUUCUGCCUGGCAGUAAUGAAGGCCAUGAAAUGGAUUCAAGUAAUCAACUAGUUGAUGACAUAGUAAAAGAAUAUGAAGACAUAAUUGAAAAUGAUGUUAUUGUUCUUAAGGAUAUGCCAAGUAACCAAUCACCAGUGGUGUGUGCUCCACCAUCCUAUGCAUCUUUUGAUGCUGAACUUUCUGGCAGUAGAAAGUGUGCACAGGAUGAGCUCUUGUUACAGCAGCCAUUUUGUGGCACUGUUUCUUUGGAAAAACCUCUUCCAUUUUCAAUUCCUUUGAAAAGUUCAGGAGGCAUCCUAAUGACCAAAGACAGCAGCAGUGAAGAUCAGGUGUCUGAAACAUCCACAGAGUGCCUUCAAGAAAAUCACACGGCUCUACUUUCACUCUCUGAGUCUGAAGUAACUGCAGGAGCUUCCGAGAUUCCAAUAGGGAAAUACGAAGCAGAAACAGCUGAUCUCGACUCGCCUCCAGGUGGAGAUAAAAGAUCACCUGACGAAGCUGGCACUGACUACCUACUCUGUAAGGAGAGUAAGCCGAGAAAUUUCUCUGAGACCUUUGAAUUGAAAAGUACAGAGGAUAAGGAAGAUGUGAGGCUGCAGGUGCACCGAGAUCCAGCUUCAGUGGAGAUGGAUUACAUUCUUGAUACUGAGGAAGGAAAUACACCUUUAACAAAAGAUACCAUUGAGAGAAAUGAAAGUGGGUUUGCAUUUCAAGAAGCUAGUGUAGCUGAACAACCAGAAUCUCGUGAAGGCUUAACACAGGGCUCCUUGGAUACCUUUCAGCCAACCUCCAUUACAAAUGAAAUGGAAGAUCACUCUGUUUCUGGGACUGGAUGGGACUCUGUUCACUUAGAAAAGAAAACUUCUUCUGUUGUGCCUCAAAAACUGGAUGAUGAAAGAUCACAGGAAAGGUGUGGGCAAGAUGAGGGCUGGAUUAUAUUGGGCCAAAAUGAAGUUAGUGACAUAUCACCUGAAGAAAUUUCUGCCAAGUCAGAGGUGCCAAAAUCAGGGUCCAUAAAUUCUGGCGAAGAACCUGCAAAUGCUGUAGCACAGGCAUUAAUUCUUGACACUCGGGCAGAAUUUCGGGUAGAUGAUGGUGAUGGCGCAUGGGAAGCCAAUACUGAACAGAGACUCAGAAAUAACGUAGCAACAGAACAAGAAAUGAUGGAGAAAACUGUGCUUUUCAGCAGUGAAAGAGAACUGAUUCAAAAAUCAGGAUUGGUACAAGAGGAUGUGGGAAUGGACAUCCCAUUUGCUGAGGAUGUGUUAAGCCCCAGUUCUGCAGAGAUGAGACCCGAACCUCCCAAUUCUCUUGAUCUUAAUGGUUCCAAUCCCAGAAGAAUAAAGCUCACUGCCCCAAAUAUCAAUCUCUCUUUGGACCAAAGUGAAGGGUCCAUACUUUCUGAUGAUAAUUUGGAUACACCAGAUGAAAUUGACAUCAAUGUAGAUGACCUUGACACUCCUGAUGAAGCAGACUCUUUUGAAUACACUGGACAAGAAGAGCAGACAACUACUAAGGAGGCUUCCCAGGAGGAGUCUGAAUCAAUUCCAGAGUACACUGCUGAAGAGGAGCGAGAGGACAACAGAUUAUGGAGAACAGUAGUUAUUGGAGAGCAAGAACAAAGAAUUGAUAUGAAAGUCAUUGAACCUUACAAAAAAGUCAUCUCACAUGGAGGGUACUAUGGUGAUGGUCUGAAUGCUAUCAUUGUGUUUGCAGCCUGCUUCUUGCCAGACAGCAGUCGAACUGAUUACAACUAUGUCAUGGAAAAUCUUUUCCUCUAUGUAAUCAGUACCUUAGAGCUGAUGGUCGCUGAAGACUAUAUGAUUGUCUACUUGAAUGGAGCAACACCAAGAAGGAGGAUGCCUGGGCUGGGUUGGAUGAAAAAAUGUUACCAGAUGAUUGAUCGACGGUUACGGAAGAAUUUGAAAUCAUUUAUAAUUGUUCAUCCAUCAUGGUUCAUCAGGACAAUUCUGGCUGUGACACGACCUUUCAUAAGUUCUAAGUUCAGUAGUAAGAUACAGUAUGUCAACACACUGGCAGAGCUUCGUGAAAUGAUUCCAAUGGAAUACAUGCACAUACCAGACAGUAUUGUCAGACUGGAUGAAGAACUGAGGGAAACUUCAGAAACAGCUAAAACUAACUGCCUCUCAAAUGAUCCAGAAAUGACUGCAGUGGAGCAGGAGUAA